GCCGACUCCCGCGAAGCGAAAAUUAUUUAAAGACGUGUCGGCGGCCACUUUGCGUCGACUGUCACCUUCCGUGUUCUCCUAGCUGGUGCCGAAGACUCAGACGAGGCGCAAGAAGGCUGGUGAGAGAUGCUUGCAGGAAACUUAAGACCUGCAGUCGUUUCGGUGGCAUCGCUAUCCGCCACGCUCUGGACGAGGAGAGCUGCUGGGAAGGCGAGGGCAAGGUCAAGUGCACACGUAAUCGCGCCCUCAGUUACACAGACACGGAGAUACGCAACGAACACGGCGGCGCGCAAGCUAGAGGAAGAUGUAGCGAAAGAGAGCAACUCGGAGGUGCUGCCUGCUGAAGAGUCGAACUCCAUUGGCCAGCAUGCGCAGACAGAGCAUGCGGUCAUCUCUGCGUUUGACCUGUUCAGCAUAGGAGUUGGGCCGAGCUCGUCGCAUACCGUGGGGCCCAUGCGUGCAGGCAAUAUCUUCGUCAACGACUUGGUUGACUUGGGAUUGCUGGAAAAGGUCAAGACGGUCAAGAUUACUUUGUAUGGCUCGCUGGCUGCUACAGGCAAAGGCCAUCAAACUCCCCAAGCCAUCCUCCUUGGCCUCGAAGGUUCGGAUCCUGAGACCAUUGACACGGGUACCAUCCCCUCGCGGUAUGCAGCCAUUCUCGAGACCAAGAGCCUCACGCUGCUCGGGAGACACCACGUGCACUACGACAUGGACAAGGAUAUGAUCUGGCGCUGGGACCACGUACUCAAAACACACCCGAACGGGAUGCGCUUCUCGGUGUUUGACGAGGAGGGGAACUUGCUCGCGACGAAUGAGUACUUUAGUGUCGGGGGAGGAUUCGUGGUGAAUGACAAGACGAAGGUGGACGAGAACCUGUUCUACAAGGGCGUGAACAAGAGUGCGGUACAUGGCGCGCGUCUGCACCUCACGCAUAGUUUGUCCGAACCGAAUCUAGGCGAGUCCUCUCGAGAACAGGAUCCGUGCCAACCACCAUACCCUUUCACCUCUGGAGAGAGUCUGCUAGCUCUCACACACAAGCACAACAUGACGAUAGCACAGAUCGUGUACGACAACGAGCUUCACUUCGGUUACACCCAUCAUGAGAUCCACGAAAAGCUGACGCGCAUAUGGAGCGUCAUGGACGACUGCAUACGCAUGGGUGUCUCAUCCUCCGAGACGAAACUCCCAGGGCGGCUUCAGCUGCGUCGGCGUGCGCCCAUUCUCUACCGAAGACUCAUGAGAGGGUUUUAUCCAACAUUAGCUUUCCCGAAACAACAGCUCCCAGCCAUCGGAACGGGCUUCUCAGGCGUCUCGGGGCGAAUCGGUACAAUAGAGGGCGAAACACAUCAAGGAAAUGUAGCAGAUAGCGAGGGCGGGUCGAAGAAGUCCGAUACGGGCUCUGCGAGUAAAAAUGGAGAGGGGCUCGCGCAUUCGCGCGCGGCACGGGUCGUGGGCUCGCUCAACCAUGCAGUGUUGCCUAUGCCUCCGCACAAGACGACGAUCCCUGCGGUGGACUUCCUAUCCUGUUAUGCGAUAGCGGUGAAUGAGGUGAAUGCGAGCGGAGGCCGGAUUGUGACGUCGCCUACAAACGGCGCAGCGGGUGUCAUCCCGGCGGUGUUGAAGUAUAUCGUGGAAUUCGUCAGCGACGAUCCAGAGAAGUCGAUUGUGACGUUCUUAUUGACUGCCGCCGCGGUCGGUAUGCUCUUCAAACGAGGAAGCACAAUAUCGGCCGCAGAAGGAGGAUGCCAGGCUGAGGUGGGAGUUGCAUGUUCGAUGGCUAGUGCCGGCUUCGCUGCCUGCAUGGGAGCUUCUCCAGAGACUGUGCUUCAGGCUGCUGAGAUUGGUAUAGAGCACAACUUGGGGUUGACGUGUGACCCCAUCGAUGGUCUUGUGCAAGUUCCCUGCAUCGAGCGUAAUAGCUUGGGAGCUGUAAAAGCGGUGACCGCUGCACAACUUUCGAUGGCUAGCCAGAACGUUUACAGUGUCACGCUUGACGAGGCGAUUGAGGCAAUGCGCCUGACUGCCGCUGACAUGAGUGUGAAAUACAAAGAGACGAGUCUUUCGGGUCUUGCGACAACGGUCAAGAUACCCCUGACUGUACCGGCUUGCUGAGCCGAGCUUUCCUCAUCAUGGCAAGGAUCCAUAUGUGAUAUAAGGGACGAUUGAAUGGUUUCUGGACUUUAGAUAUGUCCUUGCCUGCUUGCAACGCCUGGAAGUUGGUAGAUGAUUUCGAUAGAGCUAGAUUACUUUCUAGAUAUUGUGUUGGGGCUUCACGUAUUUGCAUAGUAGAUCAUUGCUAUCGUAUAGUGAGGAGUUGACGCUCCAAGAUACUACCAUGAGUUGUUCCAUCGAG
This is a messenger RNA of Laetiporus sulphureus 93-53, 2353 nucleotides long. RefSeq names its product L-serine ammonia-lyase. Gene Ontology annotation, biological process: gluconeogenesis. NCBI's taxonomy places the organism in Eukaryota, Fungi, Basidiomycota, Agaricomycetes, Polyporales, Laetiporaceae. Gene Ontology annotation, molecular function: 4 iron, 4 sulfur cluster binding; L-serine ammonia-lyase activity. The record is from RefSeq and is a predicted model, not a curated record. The transcript has 24 exons. The coding region runs from base 127 to 2112 and encodes 661 amino acids.